This is a messenger RNA of Fulvia fulva, 1458 nucleotides long. Its product is annotated as O-methyltransferase CTB2. Gene Ontology annotation, molecular function: O-methyltransferase activity. The coding region runs from base 1 to 1458 and encodes 485 amino acids. The transcript is spliced from 2 exons. The record is from RefSeq and is a predicted model, not a curated record. Lineage: Eukaryota; Fungi; Ascomycota; Dothideomycetes; Mycosphaerellales; Mycosphaerellaceae.
AUGGUUGCGGGACGCGUUGAAGCCGAUGAGUUCUUUGAGCUUCUCGGCACUCUCAACACUUCGGCGCUCGAAUGGCGCAACUUCAUCGCCAAGAACCAAGGCCAACGCACUGUCUCGCUGAAGCAACCAGCACCUACAGUACCGCUUACUCCAGAGAACGCUCCCUUCCACGAAUCCAAGAGCACGCUUCUUGAGGCUGCCAACCAGCUGAUCCGGCUGGUCCGUGGACCUCGCGAAGCUCUCCUUGCUCUAUCGUUCGAGCACUGCGCAACCACCUCUUUGCAAGUGGCGCUCAAGUACAAGUUCGCUGCUCACAUUCCUCUCCACGGCACCACGACAUAUGCGAAGAUCGCCCAAGAUGUCGGUCAGGGCGUGAGCACGGCUCUCGUUGAGCGCAUCGUUCAACACUGUGCCUCAUUCGGACUCUUCGACGCCAUCCCGGGAGGCUAUGUUGGCCACAACGAUGUUUCGGCCCUUCUUGUCACAGACCCUGACAUCGAGGCCUGGAUGUACCUGAACGCUACCAUCGCAUUCCCAGCUGGUGCCAACGUGCCUAAAGCAAUUGAACAAUAUGGGUACAGCAUGGAGGCAAACGAGUCCGCUUACGGCAUCUCAAUCGGUCGCAAGAUCUCACAGUUCUCUCACUUCCGUGAGCCUGACAACCUUAAGAACCACGAAAUGUUUGCUCGUGCCAUGCGUGGUAUUGCAAAGGGUGGUGCCUACGAUAUCGGUCACGUCAUUGACGGCGGCUACCCUUGGCACUUGCUGCAAGAAGGCAAUGGCCACUUGGUUGUCGAUGUCGGCGGUGGUCCAGGCCAUGUCAUCAUGGGUCUCGCGAAGAAGUACCCUGAGCUUCGAUUUGAGGUUCAGGAUUUACCAGAGACCGUCGAGGUCGGUGCUCAGGCAUGCGAGGAGUCACUGCGACCGCGUAUUGCCUUCCGUGCUCACGACUUCAUGACACCACAGCCAAAGCACAAGGUCGACCAGGAAGGCAUUGUCUACUUCUGCCGCUUCAUUCUCCACGACUGGAGCGACAAGUACGCCCGCGAGAUCGUCCAACAGUUGGCGUACGGACUUCGCGAGAACGACCGAAUCAUCCUGAACGACGUCGUCGUCCCUGAGCCAGGUCAGGAGCUACGAGAGAUUGAGAGGAGAAUGCACGAUCGCGAUCUCCUCAUGCUGAUGAACCUCAACGGCCGUGAACGAACAAUCAGUGCAUUCCAGGAGAUCUGCCAAUCUGUCACGCCCAAGUUGACAGUAGCGAACGUCUGCCGUCCUAAGCAGGGCGAGCUGUCCCUCAUCGAGAUCACCUUGGACGGCGCUCAGGCAACAGUCAAUGGACGUGGUGCCACUCACGUGAAUGGAAAUGGUGUUGCACAUGUCAAUGGAAACGGUGUCAAUGGUCACACCAAUGGCUACACCAAUGGCCACACAAAUGGGGUUAACGGGGUUCACUGA